Molecule: messenger RNA, 1573 nt
Organism: Ectocarpus siliculosus
Lineage: Eukaryota; Phaeophyceae; Ectocarpales; Ectocarpaceae
Source: the annotation of a GenBank genome assembly
UUCAAACACAUCUCCACGUUCCGUCCUUCUCAUCUUCAGCGAGCCAGCCGUCAGCGCAAUGACUGGAUCAUCUACGUUGUUUGUGGUAUCGAGUGUAGCCAUCCUGGCGCGAGAUUGCAACAGCCUUCUUGUGCAUCCACAUUUAUCCAUUAGUCGACUCUCUACAUCGGCAGCAACUUCGUACAGCAGCAGCAGCAGCAGCAGCAGCGGUACGCGGCCACUUCGCAUGGUGCUCGGCCAUCACAUCGAACCCGUGGUAUCGCUACUCUUGGCCGCAGAUAAUGACCCUUCGCUCAGUACCCUCGGCGAUCUGGCACAACAAGCUCCGGACGUGAUAGGAGCUGCUUCAGAUCUGGCAGACUCUGCCCAGGCUUCGGUUGGCGAAUCCCUUGGUGCAAUAGGAAAUGUUUGGGACUCGAUCGUCGACACGGUUACGUCAGCCAAAGACCAGGCUACGGACACCACUCUGGGAUCGGUUGAUGCGCUGAAGUAUCAGGUGGACGAGUUGAGUGCGAAUGCUCUCUCCCCCUUUCAACGGCUCGGUGAGGACAUUUCGAAUAGUUUGAGCGGACAGCUGGACAGCUUAAAAAUUGGAGCGCAGGGCGCUGUGGGAGAAGCACAGACGCAGUUCGGCCAGUCUGUGGCGGAAAACAUCGGAAAUCCUGUCCAGGAGGGUAUGGGUCAAGUUUUCAGCAAGUUCGGAACCAGCCCCGAGGAGCUACUCAAAGAGGAACAGACAUUAACAAACGGCGUGCAGCAGGCGAUCAAGGGGGUCGAGCGGGUAGCACCUCCGAGCACUCUGUUCUACGCAGAAAAUGCCGCGAUUCUGCCUUUAUGGGUAGGUAUGGUUGUUUGGCCUGAAGAGCCUCUGACCAAGAAAAUCAUGAACAGCUACGGGCCCCUCGUCUUGGCGGCUCUGAUCUACAUGUGGCUGACCUACGAGUGCUUCCAAAACCCUGUCUCACUGCAAGGGUUUGCGAGUGGCAUCACUAAUCUUGGAGGGUUAACGAAAGGUUUUGGAGAAGAGGUAUCGGUGGCGACAGCCUGGUCCCACUUUCUGGCAGAGGAUCUUUUCAUCGGACGUUGGGUGUACUUGGAUGGCCAGAGGAACAAAAUCUUCACAAAGCACUCGCUGGUCUUGUGCUACUUGUUCGGCCCAGCUGGUUUCUUGAGUCACUUGCUUACCCGCGGGGUGACGAGCGUGGUCAAGCCUGGUGUCCGAGAUAUCAUGCAACAACAGCCUACCGAACCAUCGCCGAAAACGCCUUCUUCCGGGACACCUUCCUCGACACUUCGUAGAGAGGCUAAAGAGCUCAUCACCAAAGCCAAACGGGAAGCAGAAGAAAUACUCCAGCAAGCGCGAUCAACCGGAGCUGCGCAAGCUGCAUCUUUGCUGGAGGAGGCGGAGACGGAGGCCCUUCUGAUAUUGAAAGGAGCAGAGGUAGAGAAAGAAGCACUCCUGUUGAGAGCGAACAAGACUGAGCCAAGUACGGAGGCGGAGACUAGACCAGCAGGCUCAGAGGCAAAGGCUGGGUCAGAGGCAAAGGCCGAGUCAGCAAAAAUCGAGCCAUAA